Cyanidioschyzon merolae strain 10D is the source of this 1416-nucleotide messenger RNA. RefSeq lists its product as hypothetical. The record is from RefSeq and is a predicted model, not a curated record. Bases 1 to 1416 code for a protein of 471 amino acids. NCBI's taxonomy places the organism in Eukaryota, Rhodophyta, Bangiophyceae, Cyanidiales, Cyanidiaceae. The transcript has a single exon.
AUGAAGCGCUGCUGGCGUGUUUUCUUACAACUGUGUAAGAUAUUGCUGACGCGAAUCCUUUUCUUUCACCGCGCGGGGUUGUUCACGCACGACUUGGCGGGUAUAGAGAACCGAAACCUUGACCAGCGCGAUAAGCAGUGGGGUAUGGUGCGUCUCCUAUCACCAUAUGCCGUUCUGCAGUCUAGCGGCAGCGAGGGACCGGCGACUGCGACUGCAUGGUAUAACGGGAGCAGUCCAUGGAACGCCGCAACGCCCCGAAACGCGUUCAUGGUAGCACCUGGUAACGCCUGGUUCAACGAGAGCUUUCCAUGGACUCUUCUAACGCCUCAACACAUUCUGCAUCGGAGAGUAAGCGAGGAUAUUCCUGAUUCCAUGAAGCGAUCUUCGAUGGAUAGGUCGUCGUCGAUGCGGCAGACGCAUGCCCGUGGGCAAGUGAUUGUUGUGCCGUUUGCAAAACAUCAAUUCGAGGCAGUUGAGCGGUGGAUUCACUGGAAUCUUCCACUAGCUUGCCCGGUAGAGACUGCAGAGCGCACUUCGAGUCAAACAGUGUUGGCGUUUUAUAUCAACACAAUCUGGGAUAGCGACCUCUACCUUCGUGUCGUCGACGCGCUCCGAAAAGCGACAGCUCCAACAUGGCCUUCCUGUUUGGAUCAUGGUGUGUACCUCAUCGAGGCGCGUCUGGACAGCACUGCUGAUCGUUACAGGCCUAGCUCAUGGCUUUCCGAACGUGACUCUGCAGGCACCGGCAGUAUGUUCUAUCCUUUGGUGUUUGCUCUGAGCCUGGCCGCCGCUGGCGGCAAGCCGGCUGAACGCUCCGCAGAGCCCUGGAUGAACACGGAACACAGGGCGCUGCGCUUCCAUCGAUUGUCCCUGGGGCGACAGUCAUCGCAGCGAAGCAUCUUUAGUGGUCCACAUGAGUCCACGAGUCUACCCCGAGUACGAUACUUGUUUUGGUGCGAACCAGACUGCAAUGCGGUGCAAGCGCAGUACAAUGAUGCGCUUCGUCGGAUCGUAGCGCUCGCGGAUGCUCGUCGUCUGUGGAUGCUGGGCUCUCCGCUGCGAAGCACCAACCUGGAUGCACGCAUCUCCUGGCGACUGCAGUACCACCAAGAUGCGCAUCGAACGCAGAUGAACGGAAAUGCGCUCUAUCGAGUAGGUGACUUGGAUUUCUGUCGAUGGCUGUGGCGAGUCUGGAAUCGUCACCGCUCUGCGGCGUUUGAUGUUGCGAUUGAUCGGCAGCUUUUUGCCAGCACAGAGGAGUUCUGGGAUCGAUCAUUUCGACUGCAGUAUUUUGCCCAGAUCGAGUUUAUUCACAAUCUCGGAAACGAACCGUAUCGCUGGCAUGAGUAUCGGUAUCGUCAUCCAUACUGCUUUUUCAUCCACGGGAAAAACAGGUUGCCGCCUGUGACCUCAUGA